Molecule: messenger RNA, 2167 nt
Organism: Fragaria vesca subsp. vesca
Lineage: Eukaryota; Viridiplantae; Streptophyta; Magnoliopsida; Rosales; Rosaceae
Product: protein RIK-like
Exons: 12
Coding region: 67-1836 (589 amino acids)
Cellular component (GO): nucleus
Molecular function (GO): RNA binding
Source: RefSeq, a predicted model, not a curated record
AUAUUUUUCUUCCUCCUUCCUUCAUCGGAAAAUCUCUCCGGCCAGAACAGUCUUCCACCACCAGCAAUGACGGAGGAGAGCGGCGCUAGGGUUUCCAGUGAUGCAUCGCAAACUAGGCAAAGAAAGAAAAGAAAGUGGGAUCAACCGGCAGAGUCAUUGGUUUCGGCUGGUUUAGCUGUGCCUGGGGCACUCCCAUUGAGCAAUGUGGGAUUGCUCGGUGGGGUUGCGGUUCCCGGUGUGAUUCCAGUGUCCGGCGCUCAUUUGAUCAAUCCACUUGCUGCCGGAUUUACUACUGUACCGCAGCCGUACCAGCCAAAGAUCCAAGAUGAGUUAAUAGCACGAGAAAUUGUUAUUAAUGAUGCAGAGUCUUCUAUUCGGUACAAGCUCACAAAACGCCAGACACAGGAGGAGAUCCAAAGGUGCACUGGUGCUGUGGUGAUAACAAGGGGGAAGUAUCGUCCACCAAAUGCAUCAACUGAUGGUGAAAAGCCAUUAUAUCUUCAUAUAUCUGCUGGGGCCAAUGUAAGUACACUUGAGACAACAGAACGGAUUUUAGCAGUUGAUCGUGCUGCUGCCAUGGUUGAAGAAAUGUUAAAACAGGGUCAGAAUUUACAUCCCUCGUCAUUAUCAUCCCUUUCUACUGUGAGUAACGGACUGAAGGAACCAAGCACAUGUGUAUAUCUAGGCUUUGAUGCGGACCCAUCAUUCAACAUUGCUGCUCGUAUACGCGGACCAAGUGACCGGUAUAUAAAUCACAUUAUGAAUGAAACAGGAGCAACUGUUUUACUCAGAGGGCGUGGAUCAGGAAAUAUUGAUAGUUUACAUGGCGAAGAAGGACAACAACCGUUGCAUCUGUUCUUGUCAAGUAAUAAUUUGAAAAGUCUCGAAGAUGCUAGGCUUUUGGCUGAACAUCUUUUAGAUACAAUCAGCAUAGAGUGUGGUGUCUCCAGGGUUUCAUCAUCUAAGGUUUAUAGUGCUCUUGCACCCCCACAGCAGGUAUAUAGUGCUGUUCCUCCACCACAUCAAUUGUUGGCUGGAGUUCAGAGUUCUGGAAAUGAGGUGAGAGCCAUUACAACUUUGGCAUCUGCAACUAUCGGUCUUGCACCAGCUCCCCUGGUUUCCUCAGUUGGGACCCCUGCGAUCACUACCGUUUUGUCUCAAGGGACAGUAUCUCUGUCUGGAGGAUUGUUAAACGUUGUGCAAUCUCAGGCAAGCAGUGGUGGUCCACAACCCCUAUCUGGUGGAGCAAUCUACAGUGGAUAUGGUGGGAUAUAUCCUCAAGUGACACCCUUACAACAAGUUGCCCUGGCCCUUAGACAGUCAACAUCCCCUAUGACAUCUACAAUUGCUCCCACAACAUCAGUCCCAAGCACCGAGUCAAAACUGAAUACGAAAUUUAGUUCUGAUUCUGAGAAGGAAAAGCGACCUCCACAAAGGCGGAAGUUUCAGGAGUUACCAGUUAGUGGUCCUGCUAAAGCUCAUCAGAAUUCGGACUUGUUAAGGCCACCUGAACUGGCGUCAGAUUUGGGUGUGAGGAAUGUAUCAACUAUGCCAGCUCCAAAGAAGUUGGUCCAGCAGGUAUCUAAUGGAAUGCCACCACCGCCACCCAGAACCAUGCCCCCACCUCCACCAAAAUUUACAUCAUCAGCACAGGCUGUUAAAGAGAUUGACAGGAACAAUGAUCUGAAGAAGACAAAUUCUGAUAACGUACCUGAUACUUUGGUCAAGCUUAUGGAGUAUGGAGAAGAUGAUGAUGACUCCGAGGAAACUGAUGAACAGUCACCCACUAGCAACUCUGUUGCAGUAACAGCUCAAAAGCCUUUCUGGGCUUUAUGAGUUGUCACCUUGUUGGUUAGUGGAGAAUGGUCAUACACAAUAUGUUGGGGGAAUGUUGGCACAAGAAGGUAAAAGAUGGAGCUAAAGGUGAUGACUUCUGCUGUAGUGUGUUUUCUGUGUUCAGGAUCUGUCUGAGGCACUUACUGGUCUUCUCUGGAAGAAUGUUGUAUCUUCUACUGAUUCUAGUAGGUCUAGGUUAGUAGCAUAGUUGUAGUUUAAGGGUGGUUUCUUUUUCAUUAGAUUAUGAACAUGCGUCAGACACUGCAGAUAUGUAAAAAUGACAUAACAUGCAUAUCAGUGUCUUCUGAGUAUAUUCGCUAUGAUGUUCAAU